AUGCACACCCCAACAGUCCAACAAGACCAGUCCCUGGAGCAUCUUGACAUGCCCACCCCAAUAGUCCGACAAAACCAGUCCCUGGAGCAUCUUGACAUGCCAACCCCAACAGUCCAACAAGACCAGCCUCUGGAGCAUCUUGACAUGCCCACCCCAACAGUCCGACAAAACCAGUCCCUGGAGCAUCUUGACAUGCCCACCCCAACAGUCCAACAAGACCAGCCUCUGGAGCAUCUUGACAUGCCCACCCCAAUAGUCCGACAAAACCAGUCCCUGGAGCAUCUUGACAUGCCCACCCCAACAGUCCAACAAGACCAGUCCCUGGAGCAUCUUGACAUGCCCACCCCAACAGUCCGACAAAACCAGUCCCUGGAGCAUCUCCAAGAUGUGGAGAUGCUGCAGGGACUGGUCUUGUUGGACUGCCCAUCUCAAACCCCACCACAAUCCCCAUCACAAUCUCCAUCACAAUCCCCAUCACAAUCUCCAUCACAAGUUUCCACCACAUCAAUCCCAAUCACAAUCUCCAUCACAAUCCCCAUCACAAGCCCCUUCUCAAGCUCCAUCCCAAGCCCCAUCACAAUCCCCAUAACAAGACUUACCCCAAUCCCCAUCACAUUCCCCACCACAAGAAGGCCAAUCACAAGCCCCAUCACAAUCUCCAUCACAAGGCCCAUCACAAUUUCCGAUCACAAGGCCCAUCACAAGCCCCAUAACAAGUCUCCAUCACAAUCUCCAUCACAAUCUCCAUCACAAUCUCCCAUCACAAUCUAA
Messenger RNA from Haliotis rufescens (red abalone), 771 nucleotides. RefSeq lists its product as uncharacterized. The coding region runs from base 1 to 771 and encodes 256 amino acids. Lineage: Eukaryota; Metazoa; Mollusca; Gastropoda; Lepetellida; Haliotidae. The transcript has 5 exons. The record is from RefSeq and is a predicted model, not a curated record.